Pocillopora verrucosa is the source of this 4014-nucleotide messenger RNA. Lineage: Eukaryota; Metazoa; Cnidaria; Anthozoa; Scleractinia; Pocilloporidae. The record is from RefSeq and is a predicted model, not a curated record.
AUUAAUUCUUUUCACGUCUCUAGCAUGACACUGUACAGAAAUUGCUCUCUAUUCCGGAAGAUCAUCUCUACCUGAGUGAUAAUACCCGAUCAAAAUUUAUUUCAAGCCGGGUCAGGCAUCUUCGACCUCAAUAUAUGUGCACGUACAAGAGCAAGAAACAACCUCAUUUAUUAAUCAGAACGUGGGCUCGUGUUUGCAUUUAAAUGAACCUGAUUUGAAUAUCCCAAGGAUCAGUGAAUAAAAACAACAGCAUUUGCCAGAGAGCCUUUGAAAAGGCGUGUUUACCGAGUCGCAUGCUUAAAGAAGUCAUUGUUGACGAAGCAAACCCUACAGGAUGUCGUCUUCAGUAACGCCAAGAACCACGCGAACCCCCGUGGAAAGAUCGAGGAGAUGGAGCGCUCCUCCGCGACAGAAGGUAGUCGGACGCUCGGUUCGAUCUCCCGAUGAAGUGGUCCGGGACGUUCGAGGUCUAAAGAUGCGCCAAAGAGUUUCUUUGGCUCUCAGCGAUGACAUUCUGCGGGGAGAAUUGGAGGACAUGUUAUCCACUCACAAUGAAAAGUCGAUGAACGCAGACUCUUUCCGCACGUAUCAAGACUUCUUGAUCCCCUCGGGAGGCUUUUAUGGCGGUGGUCUUGGGGGUAUGUCCGCCAACGUUAUCUCAGACAUCAGAGGGGCGGACACAUUGCACUAUUCCAAAUUUGAAAGGCAAUUGCGGUGUAAGGUGGCAUCUGUCUAUCGCCUGAUACAGCUGUUUGGAUGGGGAAAAGGAAUCUCCGAUCGAGCUGCAUUUACGGUUUCUGCGUCUGAAAAUGACAAUGAUGAGCAUCAGUAUUUUGUUGCUCCCACUGGUUUGUUGUUCAGUGAGGUGACUGCAUCUUCCAUUUUGAAGGUAGACCAUAAGGGAAAUGUAAUGGAAACAGGAAACACAAAUCUUGGGCUCUAUAAGUCAGCAUUUGAGCUCCAUGCUGUCAUACACUCAACAAGGAAAGAUGCCAAGUGUGUCAUUUUUUUGUCAGCUGAAGCGGUGAAAGCUGUUUCUGCACAAAAGAGAGGAUUGGUACCAAUCACUCAGGAAGGAAUUGCAGUUGGAGAAGUUUCUUAUCAUGCUUUUCCUGGGUUGAAGCUGGAUGAAGAAACACAAGAUUCCUUAAUCAACAGCUUUGGACCAUCAAGCAGGGUUUUAGUUUUAAGGAACUUUGGUGCUAUUUGUGUUGGGGAGACCAUAGAAGAGACUACAUAUCUGGCUUACCUGCUUGUUACCGCUUGUGAACAACAGGUAUCUGCAAUGCGCGCAGGAAUGGACGAGCUGUUGGAGAUUGAUGAUGAUGGCAAAGAAAGCAUGAUGAAUUCAUUUUAUGGAGGUUUAGAUGCAAAUGAGAACCAACAAAAGAUGGCCGAGCUUCAAUUUGAGGCCUGGAUGCGAAUGCUUGACUCCAGGGGUUGCAAGACUGGUUACAAUUACCGCAACCCUGAGAUCUUUAAAUCAGAAGAAAAGGAAGCUAAAUCACGCGAGACAACACCAGCUAAGACUUCCACAACUCGUACGGAGAUGACAAUCUACCGUGACGCUAACGUACGCCGCACAGCCUCCCUUGGACGAGGAAACACCUACAGGAGUCGCCUGAAGUGGCUGAAUUCACCUGUGAAGGCCACCGAGUACAAAAGAGAACGGGAGCUGGACAACUCUGAGCCGGUGCUUAUUAAAGACAGACAACCUGAGAAAGAUAACAAGGACGAGGAGGAAGUGUUUAUCACCACCAAAGUCGUUUCAGUGAACCAGUCUGCGCCAGUCCUACCCACAAGUGAUCAGGAGAGCCAAGAGGUCACGGAGGAAGUGGUGACGUAUGUAAAGGCACAGGAGAGGCACUUUGAACCUCAGGAAGUCAAGGUGUUCUUGGAUGACUCCCAAGAUAGCCUGGACGCAAGUGGCGAGCGCACUGGUCCCGUGAUUGUGGAGAUAAAGCGAGAACCGGUGGGCCUUGUGCGAAGGAAGUCUGGGAACAAAGUGAAGAAGCGACGAAGUUUCCGAGAGAAGUUUACUAAAAGGCUGAGCAGUGGACAGUAGACACGUUAUGCUACAGUUUUCUGAUGUUUCCAUCACUUGGUAUGUUUUAAACAAUUUAGUGCAAUACGCUGAACUGUGCUCCUUGGCGAGGGUAAGGAGUAAUUAUCUGUUUUUGGAGGUUGUAAGAACAAUAAUUUCGGUCAUAGAGGAAACCAAAGGUUGAUGUUGUCUGCGCUUUUGUAGUUCAGGUAAAUCAGAAUUCUGGUGAGCGAACCAAUUAAAAUUUCCAACUAAGGUUGAAUAUGCGUGGAAAAAAUUCCGUUUUUAUGCGUUUUUAGAAUGGGGAACUUUUUUCUUCUUGAAGAAAGCCACGUUAUUUUAAACUCAAAAGAAGAGGAAGAACUCACUAGAACUCGGUCAUUACACGCAGUGCUCUUACACACGCUAUCUGUACGUAGUCUAUGCGCCCGCCUUUGUGGUUUUUAUUACACGCUCAUCAGGCACAAUACGCACAUUCCCCGUUUUUGUUUGCAAUGUUAUUAAGAGAGAUCUCAAACCACGUUUACGCAAAAGAAGAGUAAAAAUAAUCUUUUGUAACAAUAAUGUGUAGUAUCUGCAUCUGUCUUAAAGGAGAUAUUUUUGUAGUUUUCUGUUAAACCUACUAAGAAGGAUGAGGAAAUUUAAGGAAUUUAUAGGUAAAUUUUGCUGUUCGUGUUUGCUGCAAACGUGGCAUUGUGCAUACGCCUCGUGCGUGAAUAGUGCAGCUCAGAUGAGAUAUGUCAAAUCUUUCCUUUCAUAGAGUGGGACUCGUGUUAUAUACUCGAGCAUUUUUAUAAAAGUGGAUUUUUGACUUUUUAAAAUGACAUUUUGAGGCAUGCGACAGUUAUGCAGCAUAGUUUUAUCUUAGGGGUGCGUUUUAACAUCAUAUAAUGCCCAGAGUUUGUGCUGCGAAAGUUUGAAACCUAAAGCUUUCGAGAUAUCUCUAGAAUUGACAAAAAUAACGUAUUUUCAAUUGAAAGUUGCUUUCGUCUUUCUUCUUCAUUGUUUGGUGUUUACUUUUUAGCUUUUAAACUGUUUUAAUGCUCGUUGCACUUUUAUUGUUUAAUUGUUCACUAUGUUGUCGUCACUAGGUUUUGAUAUUUACAAUCAGUGAUACUGGUAGAAUAAUUAAAUAACCAGUAUUGGCCAUUAUGCAUUGUGCGCCUCUGUUUUUGUUAUGGUUUUCACGAGAGCGAGGGUUUCAAUGUUUUCCCAAAGCUUGUGGAAGAACCACAUCGACUUAAUGGCCACCGAUGGCAAACGCCGCGCGUAGUGCACACUGGUCAAAACUGGGUCUUAAAUUAACCUACAUCAUUCCUCAAGAAAGGGGUUUAAAACGACUUUUAAAGUUAAUCUGUAAGAGAUGACCAUGGAGCUUGUUCAAAGAAAUUGUUAUUUAGUUUGCUAAUGUAAUGAACAGGCCAUGUGUUUGCUUUUGUUGCUGUUGUUGGUUUUUUUUUCACUUUUUUUUCUUGCAAAAUGCUUUUUUCCCAUAUUUGCCUUUUAAUUACAGUGAAACUCUGGAAACGAUUAAAAAAAAAGAAAUAUUUCACAUUGUCGGAUGUCAGUAUGCAUGGUCUAGUAAGGCUCGUUUAAAGUUAAUUCAACACAGUGUAACGGUAUUCGGAAGCGUAAUAACAUUAAGGUAAUUCUGUCAAUAUUGUUUAUUUUAACUUACAUCCAAGGAUCAUACAUCUUACUGAAUUUUUACGCAAUAUAACGCCGAGAAAAAAAGGGAAACAAUUUUCAAGUGUUUCGAAGUAAAUGGGUAGUAUCAUGAUAGACUCCUGAUAAAAAGAGGGAAACCAUUAAAAAAUCUACCAAUCAGUCAGCUAAUUGUCAGGUUUUUAUGUUACGUAUGUACUGUUACAGUGGUCACUUAAAGAGAGGAAAUGUGUUAAGCUAUCGUAGUGCCUGUUGUAGUUUGUUUUAGUAACAAUGGAAUUGUACAUUACCAUUAAAAGCUCCUU